Molecule: messenger RNA, 741 nt
Organism: Argiope bruennichi
Lineage: Eukaryota; Metazoa; Arthropoda; Arachnida; Araneae; Araneidae
Exons: 3
Coding region: 123-614 (163 amino acids)
Source: RefSeq, a predicted model, not a curated record
UGUGGGUGCGGUUUAUUUAAAAGUUGAAUUUCAGUUUAAUAAUAUUUUUAAAACGCCGCUGGCUAGGGAUAUAUAUUACAAAUUAAUUUUAAACCUGAAACUAAAAAAAUUCAUUCCUUUUUAUGAUGAAUAAGCAAUCGUCACGCAGUCCGAACUUACGGCGUACUCCUAGAAGGAAAAGUUUCAGAAGUUUUUCAUUAGGGAAAGAAAACAACACCUUUGCUGUUGCAAAGAGACAUUCCACAACAUCAAAAAAAGUGGAAAAUAUUAUAAAUGAGGUCAGAGUGACGGCUUGUAAAACGAUUACUAAUGUCAAAUCAUCAUUUGGAGAUAUAUCCGAGAAAUUAAAAGGACCUCUGAAAAGAACUCGCAGCUUCUCAAAGAGGCAACAAUAUGAAGGCUUGGAAGAAAUUGCCACUCCAGUGAAGCUUUACACACCAUUCAAUUUUGUGACUCCAAGUCCACCCACACCUGAUCGCAAAAGGAUUUCACCCAGAAGGUGCUCAUUCAAGAGUCCAACUGGAAGAUUCCAAAAAGAUGUUCAACAGCUGAAUCGUGAGCUGAAAGAACUAAAAGAAAUUGAAAAUUCACUCUGUGCUGCAAAGCUAAGAUAAUUUGGUUUUGCUUUGAUUUUGCAUUUUAAGGUUUUUCACUGGCAGCUUGGUUUUAAGUUGUUACUGUAGUGGUGUAGAUUUUUCAUGUUUUGUUAUGAACAAUUUUCAAUAAAUGUCUUUUAUUUUU